Molecule: messenger RNA, 3393 nt
Organism: Fonsecaea erecta
Lineage: Eukaryota; Fungi; Ascomycota; Eurotiomycetes; Chaetothyriales; Herpotrichiellaceae
Exons: 2
Coding region: 1-3393 (1130 amino acids)
Biological process (GO): regulation of transcription by RNA polymerase II
Source: RefSeq, a predicted model, not a curated record
AUGGGUCCUCUGAGAUCUGUGCAGGGAAGAACACGCCCGCGCAGGGAAUUCAAAAAGAUAUCAAAAGACUUCAACAAUUCAGACGAGGAAGAUCUCGCAGAUUUCCAAGACGCAGAGCCUCCCUCGAAACGCAUCCGCACGUCGCGCAGGGCUCAAUCCUCACUGAAGUGGACACCCGGGGGCAGAGGAGGUGGUGGCAGACAUGUUGAUCCUGAGAGCACUCCUUCGACCAUGAGGACACCUAAUGCAGACGAAGAGGAUGCGCUUCCCCGCACACGCACCAGACAAAGCCGCAACCCCAAGAGGACAAUGAUAUCCACUCCACGAUACUCGGCCAGAAGCAGAAAUAGAGGGAGCGCACGGCCUAGAUACAGUACAGCAGCUGCGGCCUCUGCCGCAGUGACACAUGGAGACGGGUACAAGCCUCGAGAGGAACGCGGUUGGGAAGAGUUCCAUCCUGAUCUCGACCUUGAUGCGGACUUUGCAGUACUGCCUUCCGAAGAGGUAGACGGACUGGUCAAAAAGCCUACAACAGAUGCGUCCAGCAACGGCGCUUUGACGCCGACGGAGGGCGAAAUUCCGGUUCUUGGGGUUGCGACGCUUUUGAAGAGGCGACCUGGAAGGCCACAUCGAACCCAGAAUUCGAUGGUCAACGCUCUUCUGACACCUGAAGUUCCCAAAUUCGUGCCCAUGCCAGGCCCGAAUCCACGAGAACGUCUCACGUUGCCCAAACCCUCGUACCGAGAACUCGAUCCUUUUCUAUCGUAUGAACUCAACAAGGACAUUGCCCAAGUUGACUUCGUGGACAAGUCUAUGGCAAAUGUUGGGUAUCAAGAGAGUGAAAUAUUCAUCCGGCCGGCGCGGACAUUGAUCAGACAGAUGGAAGGCUCUGCAGAGGAAGACCUUGAUCUCAGCCCUGACCUCAUGACACACGGAGAGAACUCUGCCAUAGGUAGUACGGGUGUCGGACGAGUCGAAUAUGACAUGGACGAGCAGGAUGUUAAGUGGCUCGAGGCCUUCAAUAAAGGGAGGGUCAAAGACGGCAUCCAGUCCAUCAAGCCGGCAAUAUUCGAGAUCACAAUGACCAAAAUCGAAAAGGAAUGGCAUGCCUUAGAAAAGAGAAUACCGAAACCCAAUCCCAAGGCGCCUCAGACGCAGCGGCUACGAUCGAGUUCGGCCGCUGCGGUUAACGGUGAGCCUGCGGGAGAAGAGCCUGACAGCAAAUGCGCCAUUUGCGACGACGGUGACUGCGAGAAUGCCAACGCGAUAGUGUUCUGCGAUGGUUGUGAUCUCGCAGUGCAUCAAGAGUGUUAUGGUGUGCCUUACAUCCCCGAAGGACAGUGGUUAUGCAGGAAAUGCCAACUUGUGGGAAAUUCUCGACCGAGCUGCAUCUUCUGCCCGAACGAGGGCGGGGCGUUUAAGCAAACCAACAAUUCGAAAUGGGCGCAUCUCUUCUGCGCCAUCUGGAUUCCGGAAGUCACAAUCGGCAACUUGUCCUUGAUGGAACCUAUCACCGACGUUGAAAAAGUGCCCGCAAGUCGUUGGAGACUUGUUUGUUACAUUUGUAAACAGGAGAUGGGGGCGAGCAUUCAAUGCAGCGACGGCCGCUGCUACGAACCCUUCCAUCUAACUUGUGCACGCCAAGCUGGCCUGUUUUUGCAAAUGAAAACCGGCGGCGGCCAGAACGCCCUGAUGGAACCGUCGCAGCUCAAAGCGUAUUGUCACAAACACACUCCUAGCGACUGGAAACGUCAGCAUCACACGGAUAGAGCCUAUGAGGAGGCAGUCAAGUACUUCAAAGAACACUUCCGUGGGCAAAUCUGGGCAGACAGUCGUGCAUCUGCAUUGGCGAUUCAUGACGUCCAAGAUACGCCUUCCACGGACAAGGCCCAUCUGAAGGUGACGCUAACUAAUAAAAAGGGGCAAAAACAGAAAACUGUAUGGCGUCUCCCUUCAGGUGCUCCUGUCAUCCCCGAGGUCAUCCUCAAAUCUAUCGAGGAGUCCCUGAUGAGAUUCUCUGUACCGAAAAAAAAGGAAUAUGUUUCUGAAAUCUGCAAAUACUGGACUCUGAAACGCGAAGCUCGCCGUGGUGCCGCCCUUCUGAAGCGGCUGCAAUUACAAAUGGAUACCUUCAGCUCCUUCGAGGUGACGCGUCGCGAUUACAAGGCUCAAGGUGCAGCUGGACGUGCCAGGCUCCAGCGUCGCAUUGAAUUCGCCGAGAGGUUAGCUGAGGACAUGGACAAGCUCGUGCAGCUGUGCAACUUGGUCAGAGAACGCGAAGCGGCGAAACUACAGGAGGCUCGCCUAAUGAAGGAGGUCGUCGACAUCGUCUACUUCCCUGUGCCACAUCUUCUAGAGCCGAUCAUCGAGAAGGCGCUCAAACUUGACAGAGGUCUAUUCCGUGCAGGUCUGCUUGAACUGCAAGCCAAAGUCCUCAGGAAAGAGCAUACUUCAAUCGCGAGCUUUUCCAAUGAUGUGGUGCAAGUGAUUAACACGGAAUUCGGCAACAGCGCGGGAAGCAUCUCAGAAUUGAUAUCCUUGGUCAGCGGCCGAGCCGAAGACAUGACAUCCGAAGAUCGGGAUCGACGCACACUUGCUCGACGAAUCGUCAAGGGCCUUGAACCCCUUCUCGAAGAUGCUAGUCGAAAAGAAGCUGAAUUGCACGGUCGACCAUACGCUGAGCAGAUCAGAGAGAUGGACGAAGCCCUCCUUUCUCGACGUGGCUCGUUGGCACAGUUCCUGGGAAGUCCGGUUAUUGAUUCUGUCGAAUCAAAAGACGAGGUUGGGAUCGCCAGUCCAGCCGAGGCCGAUGUUGAUAUGGUUGAAGCUACAACAUCUGCGCAAGAACCAGCUCGUAUCGACGAAACCGUCAAGAAGUCGGAAAUGCCUGCUGCGCAAGAUGAUGUGCUUAAGCACAACGGCCUGGAGAUGCCGUCUCAUCCGGUCUCCGCCAGUACACCGCCUGCUUCCACGAAUGGCUUCAGGAACGAAUCACAUGCGAAUGGACUUGGAACGAGGCAACAAGACCAACAAGUGGAACCGCCUACGCCUCCGAUGAGUUUGGAAGGUCAUUCUCAACAUUUCCAGUCCGAAGGUGGCAUCCCUUGGUACGUUACUCAAUUUGAUCCAGAAGGCACGACCAUCUUUGAGGAACGUUGGACGGGACCAGAAGUGCUACGCGAACUCAGUGAGGAGUUAAGUGAGAUGGAUGAAGACGAGCUCCAAGGACUAGGUGCCGGCGAUGACAUCUUCGGACACACUAAUGGUGCUGCCAUCGGUGACAAGGCUGCAGACUCAAAAGCCGAGGAAGCUACGGCCCAGAAAAGGAUUUUGAGGGGCAAAGAAAACAAGACUCCCAAUUGGAGUACCAGGACUCUUCGGACUAGACGAUGA